Chroicocephalus ridibundus (black-headed gull) is the source of this 10971-nucleotide messenger RNA. It is a transcript of the gene PPM1L, whose product is annotated as protein phosphatase, Mg2+/Mn2+ dependent 1L. The transcript is spliced from 4 exons. Gene Ontology annotation, molecular function: cation binding; protein serine/threonine phosphatase activity. Gene Ontology annotation, biological process: positive regulation of canonical Wnt signaling pathway; peptidyl-threonine dephosphorylation; negative regulation of canonical NF-kappaB signal transduction. NCBI's taxonomy places the organism in Eukaryota, Metazoa, Chordata, Aves, Charadriiformes, Laridae. Gene Ontology annotation, cellular component: nucleus; cytosol. The coding region runs from base 506 to 1588 and encodes 360 amino acids. The record is from RefSeq and is a predicted model, not a curated record.
GCGUGGGGGACACGGGAGACAGGUACCCGCGGGCGGCCCUGCCAGGCACCUCCUCGCUGCGGCCGGCCGCUGGCUCCGCGACGCGGCGGGGCGAGCUGCGAGAGCGGCAGAGCGCGGCGGCCUCCCGCGGGGGCCCGCAGGCGAGUAGCGGCCUAGGGGCGCCCGCGGGCUCUGAGGGGGGCCGCGGCCGCGGGGGGUGCGGCACCGGCGGAGCCUUCCUCGGCCGGGCCGGGCCCGCUGCUCCGCGGGAGGGACGGGGCGCCGCGGGGCCGGUAGCCGGCAGCGGCCGUGCGUGGAGCGGCCCCCCCGAGGCCGCCGCCGGGAGGAGGAGAAGGAGGAGGAGGAGGAGGAGGAGGGAGCGGCGGGGCGCGGGAGUCGGCGCUGCCCGCCCGCCCGCCGGCUGCGCCCCAGCGGAGCAUGCACUGACUGGCUGCCUCGGCUCGGAGCCUUCCCAGGCGCCGGGGAGCGCGUUGCAUGGUGCGGGGAUACACGGUCUCGAUAAUAAAUGAUAGAGGAUACAAUGACUUUGCUGUCUCUGCUGGGUCGGAUCAUGCGUUACUUCUUGCUUAGACCGGAGACCCUGUUCUUGCUGUGCAUCAGCCUGGCCCUGUGGAGUUAUUUCUUCCACACGGAUGAGGUGAAAACCAUUGUUAAGUCCAGCAGGGAUGCGGUGAAGAUGGUGAAGGGCAAGGUGGCCGAGAUCAUGCAGAAUGACAGGCUCGGGGGGCUAGACGUGCUGGACGCAGAGUUCUCCAAGACCUGGGAGUUCAAGAGCCACAACGUGGCUGUCUACUCCAUCCAAGGCCGGAGGGAUCACAUGGAGGACAGGUUCGAAGUAAUCACUGACCUGGUGAACAAGACUCACCCCUCCAUCUUCGGGAUAUUUGAUGGGCACGGAGGAGAGUCCGCAGCAGAAUACGUGAAGUCCCGCCUGCCUGAAGUCCUAAAACAACAUCUUCAAGACUAUGAGAAGGACAAGGAGAACAGUGUGCUGUCUUACCAAACCAUCCUGGAACAGCAAAUUUUAUCAAUUGAUCGAGAAAUGCUGGAAAAAUUGACUGUAUCCUAUGAUGAAGCAGGUACAACUUGCUUGAUCGCACUGUUGUCAGAUAAAGAACUCACGGUGGCCAACGUUGGUGAUUCACGAGGAGUCUUGUGUGACAAGGAUGGGAACGCUAUCCCCUUGUCACACGAUCACAAGCCCUACCAACUGAAAGAGAGGAAGAGGAUUAAAAGAGCUGGUGGUUUUAUCAGCUUUAAUGGCUCCUGGCGCGUUCAGGGGAUCCUGGCCAUGUCCCGCUCGUUAGGAGAUUACCCUCUGAAGAACCUGAAUGUUGUCAUUCCUGACCCUGAUAUUCUUACCUUUGACCUGGACAAACUGCAGCCAGAGUUCAUGAUCUUGGCGUCGGAUGGUCUGUGGGAUGCUUUCAGCAAUGAGGAAGCCGUCCGAUUCAUCAAGGAACGCUUGGAUGAACCACACUUCGGUGCAAAGAGUAUAGUUCUACAGUCCUUUUACAGAGGAUGUCCUGAUAAUAUAACAGUGAUGGUGGUGAAGUUCAGGAAUAGCAGCAAAACAGAGGAACCUUAAUUACCGAUGGUUCUCUGCCUGACUCUGAACUUAAAACAAACUCUUACAUUUUAAACAUAGUAGAAAGCUCUAGUAAAUACCGUUAAGAUUCUACACAAAAGGAACAGAUCCCUCUGGUCUUUGUUCUUUGCUUAACAAAAGCAGCAAUACAACAAAUACGUUCUGAGUGAUUAUAAGAAUUAAGUUUGUUCACAUGUACCUGUCUCCUGUGACCUUGCUGCUCCUUAGAAACUAACUGUAAUCUUCCAUUUCAGAGUUUUCUUUACAAAUCCUCUGUAGACUUUUCAUUUGAUUCCUUCCCGCUCAUUUCUGAUAGGCGAAGGUUCAUUGGGGUGCGGCGCAGGGGGAGGGCAGCGCUGCCGCUCCGUAGCAGGUGCUAGGAAUGAUGCUGCUUUUCACUCGUAGGUGUGACUCUUCAGAACGAUGCUCUCGUGUUUCCCAUCUCUUUUCUUUCUUAAUCUGCAGUGAUAAGGUUGUAUAGGAAAAGGUUUGCGGUUAUUGGCCUGUUAUUGAUCUGAAAGAGGAAGAGGAGCCGACUAUUAGCCUGCUGCCACAGAACUGGCUCUCGCUCGCUUUGUUUAACCUCCCCCCCUCCUUAAAUAAAUCCCCGCCAAGCAUGUGAUUGGGCAUAAUUAACGAAUUACCUGAAACCACAUGUUGAUUCAGCCUGUGCAUUACUCUAAUAACAUUUCUUCUAUGCCGUAUUGUAUUCAAACCAACUAAAGUUACACUCCAGCAAAAUACUCUGAGGUCUGACACCUUCUAUAUCAAAAAGUAGCUCUGUUGGGAUAGAAGAAAGUCUGUCAUUCACCAAAACUCACCCUUACGUUAGUUUUUUGGCAUGGACUUUUUAUAGGCAUGUAAAGAAAGUAAUGCAAGAUAAAAUUAAUUUCGUUAGCGACUGUUUGGAAAACUAAUCAAAACAGGGCCUUCCUUAGAGCUACCUAGAUGGAAGUCAAGCUCAUUAAAGACUUCCUUGUGCCACUGCAGAUUAAUUUGUGGGGUUAAUCCAGGGGAAGACCACUUUAGAACCCUUUUUUUGGUAUAACGUCUGAAUGCCAGGCAGCGUCAUUGCACUGUAGAGACGUAAGCUUGUGUUAAAUCUAGAUAAAAAUAUCUUUAGAUCUACCUUUAAGUAUUUAAUUGUAUUUUGGAAUCUGUGACUACUGUAAGUUUAAACAAUGAGUCUGAGUGUGCUCCACAUCUGAUGACUUAGCUGGCUGCUUCGUGAUCGAGAGGCAGCGGUAGCAGAGUGACAGGGCAAUUGCGUGUUAGAGGGACAGAGCCAGGGCCUGAGCUGGAGGUCAGUAUUUUGGAUGGCUUGCUUACCCGUAUCGUGUCCUGUAAUAAUCCUUGGGAUUCCCUCCCUGCAAAAACGUGGUCCUGGGCGAUCCACUGAAGUCUCUUGUCUUCACGGUGAUGGAGGUUGUCAGUAUUUGGGUCCUGAUACAUUAUCUUUGUCUGAUUGUAGGAUAAGCAUACAGUAUCAGCUAAAAAGCUGCCUGUUUCUCAUCACCCACCUAUAGCAUUUUUGGGCAAGUGGCUUGCCAGUCCCUAAAAUACUGUGGGGUGUUGUGGUUGUGCUGAGCGGGUGUGAUGCCUCUCCAGACAAAAAUGAAAGAACACAAGGGGUCUUUUUGCUCGAGAAAAGCACUUCUUUCUGCUUGAGAAGGAAUUCCCAUCUUAAUCUUUUCAUUUUUGUUCCUAGAUUUCCCAACAAACUUCCCUCCUUUAAUUGUUUGGAGAUAAUCACAACUCUUAAUUGGCUCUGUUGCUAUUACCAGUGUUAUUCAAAUUGUAUACAGAGCCUUGAGCAGCCUCUGCUGAGCCCAGGCGCCCGGUGGAGCCCCUUGACUCUGAGGAACAGCCAAGUGAAAAGCAGAAGUAUGAGAGUCCAGCACCUCUGAAACCAGCACCGGUCCUUCCCCGGAGGACGGAAGGUUUCGGACUUUUUAAAUCUCCCGAACAGUGCAUUCGGUGAAUUUUAAAUGCAACUUUGCGGUUAAAUUGAGCAGCUAACAGGAAAUGUUAAUAAUUGCAGAGCGCUUCAGUUAGUUAUUUUAUUUUGAAAAGCUAUUUGAGGUCAGAACGCUGUGAAAUGAAAACCUUGUGUGAUAUUUUCAUGGGAGUGCUUAAUCAUGUUCUCAUACUGCUACAGCAGCAGUAUCGCAACCGUGCUCCAGGCAGAGCUCGUGGUGCAUCUAGCGUUUGCCUUUCCUUUCUCCUUCACAGAUGAGGUUUCCGUUGUACUGGCUUUUCUUGUAGGACGCUGCCUGGGUGUUUGUCAAAACAGCUGCCCAGGGAAAAGAGGAAUUAGACCCAGCAGCCUGCAGAACUGUAAAGCAGAGGGAUGCUUGUAUAGCAGAGACAUCACUACUAAUCCUUCACAGGCAUUUGAGAAGUUGGAACUGGAACAAUGGUCAGCUCCAAAAAAAACCAUUAUAGACUAACGCCACUUGAGCGAAAAGCUCUCGGCUGCCCCUAAGCCUCCUGCAGCUCGCGGUCUCGAGGUCAGCGAGCGUAGCCGAGGGAUGCCCGACCUCCUGAGCACAGCUCGCUUGCUGCUUGCUCUGGCGCUCGAGAGAGAUAGAGAGGACGAUGAGGUGUCAGGAACUGUACGCAUUGACAGUCCUGAAGCAGCAAGGAGGCAGCGGGAGGACGGCUGGCUCUGGAAGUAAGCCAUGCUCACAGGAUUUGGAAAAGACGUAGUGCAGUGCAAUACAAACUGGAUAUUUAUUCCAGGAUUCAUUUAUUCCGUCACUCACAGGCUCAUCCAGCCAGUUACUGAAUCAGCCCUAUUUCAACCUUCAAGUGUCUGCAGUUGCAACAAUAGUUGUUUUAGCACCUUCAUUUUUCUCUACAACACUCCCACCUUUCUAGCAGCUCCCUGUCCUGGCCAAAGACGUUCAUGCCAAUCAUCUCUGGUAAGGUUGUUAACUUUUGGUUUUAAUUGCUUUAAGAAACUAGUUACAGCUACUUUAGAUUUAAAGAUGAAGGACUAAUGGAGAUGAGAGGCUUUGUGCAGUCUUCCACAUACAUGCGCAGUGCCUACCUGUGCCCCCUGCUAGACGUCUUCUAAGUUACCCAGUUCUAGGCAUCUGUCACCCCCCAGUCAUGCUGAUUUGUGCCAAAUUCUGUCGUCAUACAUACAGCUGUUGGAUGACAAGAUUAAGUGAUGUACAUACUGCUGAAGCAACCUAAACAAACUCGGGUCUGAUCCUCCACUGCCUUAAUAAUACGUCUUACAUUUGGAAAGAGUUGCCAGACGCUGUAGCCAGAAAUAUCCCCCGGUACGCUCCGGCGGUGUGGCAGAACGCGCUGCAGCACCGGCGAGGCAGUACACCAGCGCAGUACACCCGGCCUGGGCACCCCUCCAAAAAAAAAGGGAGAUGCGUUGAGGUUGAAGUGGCUUGCAGGCAUGUGAGAGCUCCUUCUUGCCAGGGGUGUUCAUGGAAGUUUUUUGUGGCUGAAGCCAGAGUAGCUCCAUCGGUGACAUCUGUUUGUCAAGUAACGAUGGUUUCUCAUGGCAGAAAACUGAGAUAUUAAGUUGCUGCCAAAGAGCAUCUUUUGUAUGGUCCGAUAUGAAAAAAUGUACCUUGUAAUUAGUCACCUGAUUCAGUACUUCAAAGAAUUUGGGCUUUUCCCCGUGGUAUUACAACCUAACAAUUUAACUACAUCUGAAAGCUACUACCAUUUAGGUUUUCAUUCCGAUUACAUUUACUUUAUGACGCUGGUGACAUCCCGGCAGGGUUGGGAAAGGCCGUUCGGUGGUACAACGAAAGGGGCACAGCCCCCGCCGUGUGCGGCAGCCGCUGGUUGCGGGAUGCGGGUCCCGCUGCCAGCCGGGAUGGGCGGGAUCACAGCUCCGUCUAGCGGCCGCCCUGUCCCGAGCUCGGUCACCCAGCGGCGUUCCCCGAACAACAGCCGCCCCCUUGGCCCCCGGCAAAAACGGGCGUGAGUUAAAGUCCCCCUCGUCCCUUGCGCAGAAGUUGGCCAUCGGGUUGAUGCGGACCCGUUCUCUUGGGCGGAACGUUACGGCAGAGCGGGCUGAGCACGCGUGUCCCCGACACGGCUAACGAACGCCGGUAAUUCAGCCCCUACAACCCGCCUGUGAAAGUCCGGCACGCCGCAGUCCUGCCCCACAGCCCCUCCAGCUCACCCCCUGCGCGGGCGUCUUCGCAACGUCGGUCAAUCCGUUGUAAACGCUUGUUUGUGGCAUCCAGACGUUUGGCAGCAGCGCGGCUAACGCAGACAGCAGCCACGCGGCUUCCCGGAGCCCAGAAUUGAUCACCAGUCUCAGGGCUGGCAGGAGACGCUAUUUCAUGUCGUAUAAAACGUACGCCGCUUCUUUUGUUGCGACAUCCAGCACUAGUGCUCUGGGCAAAUCGAUCCUGUCUCACGGGGGAGGGAUGGUCACAGGCGGCACUGUGAGGACUGCGGCAGCACCGUAGUCCUAAAAUGUCUAAAAAUCCAAAAUUUGAAAUGAGCGAGCCUGUUUUACUGAAUAGAAUGUUUAGGUAAAUAAGAAUAAACGCCAUCUAACAUCAUGAAGUAUUGUCUACUGACUUGCGAACACCAGGUCAGUACCAGAACUCCUCCUGAUGUUAUUACAGUAUCAUACAAUUUACAUAAGGUAAAAUUUAAAAAGUUGUACAGUUUUUAGAAUACAGAAGUUCGUACUAAAGCAGUGCAUCAGCUUGAAGUAACAGUGGUUGCUACAUAAACGCUAACGCUGCAUCUUGGAAAUAAGGGAGUUUUGUUGUUCAGCUCCUUCAGAAUAUAUGACAUCCUUGCUUUAAAUAAUAUAUUGCUAAUGUAGCUGAUAACUUCUUUUACACAGAGAAACAUUUAGUAAGUGAUUAUACUAAAGAAAAAAAAAAAAAGGUCACCAACCUUUCAUUUUCUAAAGUAGGUUUUCCGGCCUCCUCCAUCCUGAAAUCUGGCUGUACAAAAUUGCAAGGUUAAAAUUUAGAAUGUUCUGCUGAAGUCUGGCAACUGUGAUGGACCAGAGCUGCUGCCCCUCCGUGUCGUCAAUAUAUUUAUAAAUUACCUUUCCAAACCUGAGGACUCACAUCUAAAAAGAUAUAUAUAUACAGUUAAGUUAAUACUGAGUCGAAGUUUAAAUCACUUUUGAUUUACAUGACGCUGCCUAUUGAGGCUUAGGUAAGCAGCUGGUUUACGUGCGGUUUUCCCUGCGGUAACACGGCGUUCUAGGUGUGGGUUGUCUCUAGUUCUGGCCAAUAGUCUGGACGCUCUCUUGAGCAAAACGUGUGCAGUCAGCGCAGGUGAAGCCUAUCAAAAACCAUAAAUAGAGGCUCACAUCAAGAGCAGGUUUUGGGUGAAGUCUUGAAAUUCACUUUUAUGAACAGGGCAGCUCCCACGUCUGGUCUGCUCGGUCUCAAGGACGAGCUCCGAAUUAGUCGAGCAACAGGGAAAGAAAACAUUUUUUUCUGCAUUUAAAUGGCCAGCCCUUUAUUCGUUUAAGCCUGUGGAGACUCAUCAGUACUUCUAGGGACACAGAUGCUCGGCAGUCUGCUUCAGCCUGUAUUCAGCCACGUUAAUUAAAUGAGUAAUUGGUGAUAAUGUUUUAAAAAUCUAAAUGCAGGACUGCCAAACAUUGCUCUCCGGGAAUUCCUGCGCUGUAUCCAGGGCUGUGAGAGCAACAUAGAUGAAACUGUCCUUCAUCCGCAUGCGCUUUAACCUCGGUGGUAAGAAGAGCCGUGCGGGCCGGCAGUCAGAGCCCUGCAGCAUCCCCUGCGCCACCGCGCUGCCCGGGCCGGGAGCCGGCGCCAGGCAGAGUUUGGGGCUCCCGUGCCACUGCAGACCUUGGCUUCAGCCGCUGUGGGCGACAGAACUGCCAAAGUCCAUCUGCGAUGUUUAAAUUUUCUUCUUCUGGUAAGAAAAUGAUAUGUUAAAAACAUGAUUCAUUUAGAAAAGUUCUUUGGAGCUCAUUCCAUUCUAUACUGAAUCGCUGCUCGUCGGUACCCCCUUCCUGUGUGCCUAAGCCGGGUACAAAACAUAAGGAGUCAUUAGCAAUGCUAGAUUUACAAAUUAAUUCUGUUUUUAUAAAGUUCAAACCCAUCUGCCUUUAACACGGCAAACUGUAACAAUCGCGUAACUGUUAACUACAAAGUUAACAGGAGGAGGGUCUGGAAAAACAACACGAAAACCUGUUCUGUGGGAAUAUUACAGUGAGCGCCUGUAAAACCACUGCUACCCGGUGUCUUUGGAAAUGCUCUCCAAGAAGCAGUCGAGACGGACUCAUUAUGAAAAUGAACCGCACAUUGAGAACUCUGCGAGGGCAGGUCAGGGCUUUAUUAACAAAAACCCUACACAACACGCGAGAUAACAAAACCGCAAUGUUUAAGCAAUCCGUCUUGGUUAAAGACAGCUUAGCACAACCCGGCGGUGCUAGCGUCGAUAACAGCCUCCUCAGGCUCCUGCCUCUGGUAUCUUUUCACGCGGAGCCAGAAGUAGUUUUAAGAUUUUAUCUUAAUCGCAAGCUCAGGGGAGACUGCGCCGUACCCCUGGGAGGAGGCCAGCGCGGGCAGAGCAUUCCCGAGGAGCGGCCGGGACGUCCCAGCGGGGAUGGACGCAACACCCCCGCACCAUCGCCCCUCGCGCUGCAAAAACUCGUUCGGAUUAACGCGGCCGGGAAAAUCACCGUGCUGCGCAGCAGCUGUCCGAGGGCGAGAGGAAAACAGAGCUCAGAUCCAGAAACCAACGAGAGAGAGAGGUCACUUGGGGUAAACUUUGUAUUUUUAAGCCCUUAUUUUAUAGGAGGAAAACAAAGUCCCGAAGUCCCGUAACGGGGGGUGAGACAAACGAUGGUAUCACAGCUGGCGUUUCCCCGCACGAGUUGCGGGUCGAGGCUGCCCUGAGCUAACAGUCCCCUAACAGCAGCAUUUCGGAGAGACUCCCCCUUCUUCAGCCCUGUGAAAGAAGGGGGCUUUAGGAUCUUUAGAAACACAAUAUAUAAAUGGGGGGGGAGGGGGGCGGGGCUGGGUGUUUGUUUUGUUUUACAAUUUUAGGUUUCUUUAAAAUGUGGACUCAACUACACAUGGAAAAAAACCCCACCACCAAACCCACCCAUCUGCUUAUCUUCCUUUUAACGUUGUUUUCUUUCCUCCCUCCGUGGAGUACUGGCGUUUGGAUACGGUUUACAGCUUAACACGCAACGCACAGUAACUGCACUAAACCCUGACAAGCUUAAUUUACCGGAGACGGCAGAAAGCCUUCCAUCUCUUUCCCCGACACCUCUAGCUUAGGUAAAGUACUUAAUAAAUGCCCCAAAUGGUACACGCUUCAGACAAAAAUGGAGAUGAACGAAAAUUUGAAAACUAGGGAGCCGAGCUCUGCCUCCCAAACUCCUUCAACACACCGAACAGAACCCGUAAGACACGUAUCAAGAAUUCCAUGUCACGUUGUUUGGUUAACCUGCAAUCAGUUUCUAGUUUAAAAUUGAAAGAAAUAUGAUGAAAUUACAUUAUUUAUUGUGCAUCCAGAUAUUCGUGAGUUACUCACCAUGAACUUGCAUUGAAAUGCUUUAGCAGCAAUGAGAAAACGUAAGACCAAAAGUAGGAAAAUAUUCCAAACCGUCGCUGCCCUGUUAAUUCCGAACUGAUCGUAGAGAAUAAUGCCCCUAAAGUUGCAGCACGUACCACGUCACGGUUUAUUUUGAACUUGUUUGUUCCAGAACACACCCAAAACAUUGAUGCGUUUUGACUUUUUAACUCUUCUGCAAUAACAUACGAACACGGGCUUGAAAGGUGAGGCCGUAACCCCCUUUUGCGACCCGCCAGCAGCAGCUUCCCAACAGCUCUGACCAGCGGGUUAUUAUCAGGCUGCCCAGGUCAGAACAGCCCACGCUUUUCAUAGCAAAACCACAAGUGCUUGGGAUUCUGAUUUAACACGGCUUUCUGACCCACUUGCCUGCACGAGAAAAAGCGUUUUAGGCUUUGGGAAAAUCUUAGCCUGUGGUUUAGGCUUCAUUUUUAGUACCGUAGGCAGAUGCAAUAAAAUUUGGGCCCAUCACUGACUUAAAUGCUUACAUUAAUUCACAGUCUGAAGCUUUUUUUAACCUCUUGCAUGGCUGCUCACAGGAGAAACUUUCCUGAUAUUUGCUUUAAGCAGAAACAUUAGCUGAGUUAUGAAUUUUUAUGAUCUUUUAAGCAAUAAUAAGGUCAGACUCAAAUACAAACCAGAUUUGGAAAUGAGUGUUUUUUUAAAAAGGGGAGCAGGAAUAUUUUACAAUGUAAAUUUCUUGCAGAACUGCUGUCACUUUAGAUUACAAUUUCAGGUGGCGUAAACGGAUCACUGUGUAUAAACCUACAUUUGUGAAAGCAAAAGCCUUGUAAUCUAUGAUCAGUGUUAUCCUUCCGGGGCACAAAUAUAAAAAAAUACCUUGCUUGGUGACAGUUGCAUUUUUAUUGCAGUCCUGCACAGCCGUUUCUCUGCGAUACUCGGUUCUGCCCCUCUCAACAGGAGCACUGUCGCCUUCACCUACCCAGUUUCUGAAGAUUGCAUAGUCUUUCAUAAUUACAUUUUUUUUGGAAAAAGCAAUACAAACUGUGCUGUACUAUCAGUGUUCUUGUGACAAAUAAUUUAUUUCUAAACAUUUAACAUGGCGCGCGCAUAAAAAAAAAUAAAGGUUGUUGGUUUUUUUUUUAAAGAUGUAAAAACAAUCAAAGAACAAGUUAAACAUUUCUCACAGAGCUCUCGGGAUCUGACCACAGGACAACAAUCAGAUAACAGAUCCUAAAACCAGAGGAACAGCUGUAGUUUCACAGCUGUUUCUAGAAAUACAAUACCAUUCUUCCCUCAGUUAUGCAAUACUGAAACUUUAGCUAUUUAGUUUACCAAAAAAAGCUAUUUUUGAAAAACUUUGACCUUCUUAACAUACAUUCUUAGAACACUGACAUCUGAAAUACUUUUCUAGAGAGUAUUCUCCCCAAGACCUCAUUUUUGUAUCUAAAAUGUAACACGUCCUUUAAUCCCGUCAUAAAACCACGCGCAGUUGUUGAAAAGAUAAGCAAAAUUCAAUACUGACCAUAAUGACCACGUAACAAAAAACCUGGUGAGACCUCAAACUCCGUACUAGAGGGUUCUGCACCUCUUCUAAUUUGUCUCUAAGAGACUAUCUGCAAGACAGCCAAAUGUAAAUACAUCAGAACAUCUUAGCUUAGUACAGACAAGGUGGCAGUGCUCUGUCAUUGACGUGUACAGGAUGUACCUAUAGUACCCUCACUGUGUAGUGGAUGUGGCGAGAAUAAUUAUGUUAAUGCAAUUGCAAAUUCUGUAUUGUUGUCUAUUAGAAGUGUAAACUACUGAAAACUUGGCCUUGCUGAUAUGAAUAAAGUGAUUAAAAUACCCAUCUUUACAGA